GUGAGUAGGUAUGCAAGAGUUCCGUUUGGAGUUUUCAAGAAUUCAAAAAAUUGCGAAAUUUCAACGAUAUUAAUAUCUAAGUAAAGCUCAACAGUUCCUGGAGUUAUCGUUCACCCUUAAUGGGUUCCUUUAGAAUUCAAUUGUGUGAAAUGGGGUUUCUGAAAGAAGUUCAAAUUUCAAGAAGACAACUCAAUAGUUUUUUUUCAAAGAAAAUUGAGAAAACUGUGUGUGGGUUGAGAAAUGGACCAAGAAAACCUAUGUGGAGGUCAAGGGUUUUGUCCUCAGAGGCAAUACAAGCUGUACAGUCUGUGAAAUUAGCAAAAUCAGCUGACAAAUUAGAGGAGAUGUUGAAAAACAAACUUGGUAGGUUAUUGAAGGCUGAUGUAUUAGACACUUUGAAUGAAUUGCAAAGGCAAAAUGAAGUUCACUUGGCUCUAAAGGUGUUCAACUUUGUCAGGAACGAGGAGUGGUACACGCCAGAUUUAUCUCUGUUCAACAGUAUGAUAAUGAUGCUGGGAAAAAACAAGUUCAUUGAAAUGGCUGAACAACUAUUUGUGCACAUGAUAAAAGAAGGUCUGCAACCAGAUUGCAGAACCUAUACUGAGCUGAUUGGGGCGUACUUUAGAGUAGAUCUCAUAGAGAAGGCAAUGGAAAUGUAUGAACUGAUGAAGAUAUCUGGAUUCUGCCCAGAUAAGUUGACUAUGAGUAUUUUGAUAAGGAACCUUGAAAAGGCUGAAGAGAAAGAGCUUGUGGUUAGAGUAAAGAAUGAAUGCGCCAACUAUAUUGACUAUCCAGAGAAAUUUCUAAAAGAAAUUGAAAGUACCAAUUUCAAGCGCAGGUUGAUCGACCUUGUCUGAAUUCUUGAAAUGAUAUACAACAGCUUACGAGUACUACCCUUCCCGUGCGACCUUUUGUGGCAUUUAGAGACGUAUAAACUAUUGGAAAGCAAGAAGCACGGUAGGCUAUUGUUGUUCAUCCGCAUGUAGACACUAGGUUGUCAAUUACUUGUUUUUAGGUACAUGGAUGCAUAGGAAUGUUUUGUGAUUAUAGCAUUCCCAACUCCUGUAUAGAAAGGAUUUGUUAGUCUUGACUCUUUAAAAAGCUACAGAAACACCAACACAAGCAGCAAUGAGCUUUGGCUCCCAAUCUGUAUGAUCAAUAGACUAAAAAGAAGGUUGUUGCAAAAGCCAAGAGCAUGCUAAAGUAUCGAGACAAACAACAUCGUGAGUCCAAACAAUAACUUGGCAGGCAAUGACACAAGAAAAUCAUCUUCAGCAUGGUGAGACGUGGGAAUGGACAAGAACAUAAUGAUGGAAACAAUUGAGCUGAAUAGUGCUACUGCAUUUCAUAUGACAAAGACCAUAAAUCUAUUGAAAUAAUAUUGGAAUACCAUCAACACCGUUA
Solanum stenotomum is the source of this 1404-nucleotide messenger RNA. RefSeq names its product protein THYLAKOID ASSEMBLY 8-like, chloroplastic. The record is from RefSeq and is a predicted model, not a curated record. Gene Ontology annotation, biological process: Group II intron splicing; chloroplast organization. The transcript has 3 exons. Gene Ontology annotation, molecular function: RNA binding; protein binding. Lineage: Eukaryota; Viridiplantae; Streptophyta; Magnoliopsida; Solanales; Solanaceae. The coding region runs from base 120 to 857 and encodes 245 amino acids.